Molecule: messenger RNA, 270 nt
Organism: Triticum turgidum subsp. durum (durum wheat)
Lineage: Eukaryota; Viridiplantae; Streptophyta; Magnoliopsida; Poales; Poaceae
Source: the annotation of a GenBank genome assembly
AUGGCCGACCCGAAAGAGCGCGACCACGCCUCCCCUUGCCUCCCGGCGGUGGCUGCACUCCUUCCCGGCUCCGUCUUCCAGUGCGCGCUGCUCCGGGCCGCUCUGGCGAAGAGCGCGCCGAUGAGGGUGUUGUGCGGGCGGCGGGGAGAGUGCCCGGGAGGGUGUCGCGGGGCAGUUCGGCUGAGGAUUGGGGUAGCAUCAUUGUGGGAGAAGGAAGGAGGCGGCGCUGUUUUCCUCGACUCGAACUGGGGAGAGAAAGAAGGACGUUAA